ACUGGACCAUUGCCGGCCUUUGGAACAUUGCUGGUCUCUGGACCAUUGCCCGUCUCUGGACCAUUGCCUGUCUCUGGACCAUUGCCUGUCACUGGACCAUUGCCCGUCUCUGGACCAUUGCCUGUCACUGAACCAUUGCCGGCCUUUGGAACAUUGUGGUCUCUGGACCGUUGCCACUCUGUAUUGCGCUCAAACGGUAUUUCUAACCUAGUUUUUGAAUGGAAGGACUGAAGCAUAAAUAUACAAAGAAAUAAAAUCUUACAGAAUAACAAUAGGAACAUGGCACUCCUCCUUGAUGACGCCCCACUCCUCCUUGAUGACGCCCCAUCCCUCCUUGUUGACGCCCCACUCCUCAUUGACGACACCCCAAUCCUUGCUGAUGACACCCCAUCCCUCCUUGAUGACUCCCCACUCCUCUUUGAUGACCUCAUAUAGGCAUCACCCGGUCGACCCCCCCCCUCCCAAUAACCUUGGCUCUUUCAUUAACAUUAUGAUACUGAGAAUGAUCAAGGGAAGUCAUGGGUGGCCUGUCAUGGUUGGCUGGUCGUGGGUGGCCUGUCGUGGUUGGUCUGUCGUGGGUGGCUUGUCAUGGGUGGCCUGUCAUAGGCCUGUCAUGUGUGGCCUGUCGUGGGUAUCCUGUCGUGGUUGGUCUGUCAUGGGUGGCUUGUCAUGGGUGGCCUGUCAUGGGUGGCUAGUCAUGGGUGGCUUGUCGUGGGUGGCCUGUCGUGGGUGGCUUGUCAUGGGGGGCCUGUCGUGGGUGGCUUGUCGUGGGUGGCCUGUUAUGGGUGGCUUGUCAUGGGUGGCCUGUCGUGGGUGGCUUGUCGUGGUUGGCCUGUCAUGGGUGGCUUGUCGUGGUUGGUCAGUCAUGGUUGGCUUGUCGUGAGUGUCUUGUCGUGGAUGGCCUGUCAUGGAUUAGUGGUUUAAUUCCCCCCCCCCCAAAAAAAAAGGGGGGGGGGUGGCUGUGGGUCAUGUGGUUUUUCCACGUCUAGUUGUCUACACCCGGGAUUGGCAGUUGGUGACAGACGACAGUCCUCCAAUGUCGGGGCCCCACCCUCUUGUUGUGCUGGACUUUGCACUCUUGAAUUAGCCACAGACAAUUAGUGUAUAAGUUCAUUGUAGUGUAUGAUAAGUUCAUUGUAGUAUGAUAAUUUCAUGUCAACUUGUAACUUAUGGGACGGGCCGCCCCCCCCCCACCCCCAGGACUGUGUGCUGUAAAGGACACACAGACGUGUGUAGCCCACGUGUCAGCACAGGGCCGUGACGGCCUUUUCACCCAUGAUACCCGUAACACAUAGUAUUAUUAAAGGGAAGACCUCACUGUCACAUGACACCUCGCUGUCUCAUGGACAACUUGAGCACUCCUCAAAUGACAAUGACAACUUGAGCACUCCUCAAAUGACAAUGACAACUUGAGCACUCCUCAAAUGACAAUGACA
Lymnaea stagnalis (great pond snail) is the source of this 1436-nucleotide messenger RNA. The record is from the annotation of a GenBank genome assembly. Lineage: Eukaryota; Metazoa; Mollusca; Gastropoda; Lymnaeidae.